Messenger RNA from Caenorhabditis elegans, 659 nucleotides. RefSeq names its product Lipoprotein (gene T21G5.12). The record is from RefSeq and is marked reviewed. Lineage: Eukaryota; Metazoa; Nematoda; Chromadorea; Rhabditida; Rhabditidae. The coding region runs from base 60 to 635 and encodes 191 amino acids. The transcript is spliced from 3 exons.
UCUGCAAAAAAGUGCUUCUUCUGCCAAUUUCAAUUAUUUUUCAUAAAUUAUCCUUCAGUAUGAUAGCAAAUCUGUUGUUUUUCGUGCUAAAAUCUUCAUUUCUCAUUUUGAAUGCAACAUUUGUCAGUGUAAUUCUUGUUGGUUGUUCGUCGUUGAUUAAAAAGAAACGUGAUCCACCGUCGACAACAAAAGAUGAAACAGUGACAACACAAAAACCGUUGAUCCAGAAUAGUACACAUAGUACUGAUAAGGGUUCAGAACCAUCUGUUCAUCCAGCUCCAACUCCAGUUGCCAUUCAAACUGUUGUAACACCUAAAAGUACUACCGUAUCAAAUACGACAUCAACACCAUCUCAACCUACAUCAAAACCUAAAACACCGGUUGCUGGAUCACAUGCGAAAUCCCCGAUGUUCGAAAAAACUCAAAAGAAAACAUCAAAUGAGUCAUUGAAGCCACCACCAAGAACACUUCGAGGAGCUGUUCCAAUAAAUACAAAAAGCCGUGAAGCCCAAAAAACAAUGAAUGACGUUGUUGAAGUAUCGGCAAAAAAUGUGGCACCGCCUCGCAAAGAAAAAUCAUCCAUGUCGCAGGAUUUUGAUGACUACUUGAAUAAUUUGGGAGAGAAUAAAAAUUAGAUUUCUCAAAAAUAAAUUGUUUUC